Messenger RNA from Aspergillus mulundensis, 549 nucleotides. RefSeq lists its product as uncharacterized. Bases 1 to 549 code for a protein of 182 amino acids. The record is from RefSeq and is a predicted model, not a curated record. The transcript has a single exon. NCBI's taxonomy places the organism in Eukaryota, Fungi, Ascomycota, Eurotiomycetes, Eurotiales, Aspergillaceae.
AUGCACCCAAUCCUCCUCCUCCUUCUCCUCCUCCUCCUCAACACCCACCCCAUCCUAUCCCAACGAACCCCUACCGAAAACCUCGUGCUGGCAGACUGCGGCAUCGGCCUCGGGCACGCCGGCGGCUCGACCUCCCGCGAAAUGAUUUACUACGCCAGCGACGUCUGGACCGGCAACGGGCUCGACACCUACAGACCAACAAUGAUGGUGAACGUGCCCUGGAGCGGCUCGUACCCCUGGGGCCAAGCGGGCGGCGUAAGCGCGCGCAUGCCCAACGGCGACGUCUUCAGCGUGCACAUCAAUCCGGCCAUCAGGGACCCGGAUCCCGCGGGCGACGCCUGGCACGCCUAUGAGAUGCACCUCCCGCUGAAGUGCUACAGCUACCAUUGGGAUAAGCUGUACAGGCUCGAUGAUGGGAAGUGGUGUGCUUCUGCGUAUGUUUGUAAUCAUCGUGGGACGGCGUAUGUUAGGCCUGGGGGGAAUCCUCCUGCGCCGCCGCCGCCUGCUGGAGGGGGUGGUGGUGCUGGGGUUGUUUGUGAUGCGUUGUGA